UUAUCUGUGAGCUGAUUCUCUCUCAUCCCCGCGGCACUCACCGAAAACCGAAAAGGAAGAUUUCGUUAACAAACUUUUUCCUUUGCUAUGAGAAUUUCUACCAGUCGCUCAAAUUUUGUCGACAAACAGAAAAUAACGCUAAUUUAAAUCCUCUGCUCAAUCGAAAGCAUAGGGUUUUAGGGUUAGGGUCACCUUCUUCUACAGCUUUUCUUCCCAAACAAAACGCAACAAAGGCCAGCUCAUAUAUGAUUUUUCCUUUUCCCCUUUAUAUUCUCACCCAGAUUUUGAUUCUUACCCAGUUGAUUCUGCUAUUAAUCUUGCUUCAAUCUUCCGCUAUUCACGGUGAUCUUGAAACUAUGAAGGUUCACCCCGUGCCCAGGAAACGCAACAUCACCGUCCAAUAUGACAUGAAUGCGCGGAACCCUCUCUCAGAAGCUCAAGAGCUUCUUGGCCUCUCCAACAAGAAGCUAAGGAGGCUUCCCCAUGUUUUCAGCCGGGUCCUGGAGCUUCCCUUUCGGUCCGAUGCUGAUGUAUCGAUCGAGGAGGGACCCGAUUGCUUCCGAUUUGUGGCGGAAACCGACGGUAUCGGCGAUGUGCAGGCGCAUACGGUGGAAAUCCACCCUGGAGUGACCAAGAUUAUGGUGAGGGAAAGUGGGUCGGCGGAGUUAUCGUUGGAUGAUAUAGAACUCGAUAUGUGGAGGUUUCGGCUGCCGGAAUCGACGCGGCCGGAGCUCGCAAGCGCAGUUCUUGUCGAUGGGGAGCUCAUAGUGACGGUGCCGAAAGGGGAGGGACUGGAGAAUUCAGAAGAUGGAAAUGGAAAUGGCGGCGGAGAAAAGUGGCGUGAUGGUGAUGGAAUGGGUGGGAGACUCGUGCUUGUACAGUAAAUCUCUUCUUUCUCCUCUCAUUUUUAAUUCAACCUUGUUGCCGUUCAACUUGGCUUCAGUAUGCGAGUUAGUUUUAAUUUUUCAAGUUGUUGUUGGAACUAGUUUCUCUUGAAUCAAUCAAGGUCUGUACUUAUUCCCUUGGCAAGAAUGAUCUCCAUGUCAA
Molecule: messenger RNA, 1047 nt
Organism: Prosopis cineraria
Lineage: Eukaryota; Viridiplantae; Streptophyta; Magnoliopsida; Fabales; Fabaceae
Exons: 1
Coding region: 246-884 (212 amino acids)
Source: RefSeq, a predicted model, not a curated record